GUCCGAAUAAGGAAAGAUAGUGGGAUUUUGCAUGGAGUGUGAUGGGAUAUGUGACUAUCGUAGCAUAUGCUUCAAUUGCGCCCAAUGAGCGCUUAUCCAUGAGCGCCCUAUAAAAGGUGUCCUUGAGUUUGAGCUCCGUACCAUUGGCAAAAACGCUUUCACACAAAGUCCAGAUGCAUCACUUUUGUCCAUCAAUCCUCUUUUCUGGUCUCAUACUAGGCGGCUUUCUACCUCUGUUGGCCGCCGAAUAUCGUUCUUAUGAUGGGGUUGGCAAUAACCCUGGCGGUCUCGCUGGCCUUUCACAGCUCCGGACACCGUUUAGCGGCGCAUGGUACGAUAUUUCAGAUCCCAUCAAUUAUACCAACCGCAUUAUGGUAUUGGAGACAACGGAUCCGGUCCUUUCUGCACGUAAUGUGUCCAAUCAGAUGGCCUCUGCUAUGGUCACUGGUGGACCACGUAAAAAUAGGAGGAUGAUCAAUGAUUUGCAUACGAUGUGGGGAGCCAUGAUUGGGCUGGAUUAUGUGAAGACGAUGAUGAACACCACCAACGUCACCAUGUCGAUCCCGAGGUGCGAUGGCUACUUUGACCCCGACUGCACCGGUAUCAAGAAUUUCACAUUUCAACGGGCAUUCACAAAUGAAAGUGCCAAUCCCGAAAGAACCGCACUCAAUCUCGUCACUCCCUUCCUAGAUGCCGGCGUCAUUUACGGCACGAAUGAAACCCGAGCGAGACUUUUACGAACCUUCAUCAAUGGCAAAAUCGUUCUAGACUCUGAUGAAUUACCCCCACGAAUUUCCGAAAUGCCUGCACUGGACAUGGUGGGUCCACCUCCUCCAUCUCUCGCCACCCAGCUGGGAGAUGCAAGUACCCGUGGUGCUCCACGAAGCGAAAUGAGAGUGGGGGGCGAUGCGAUUUCAAAUGUUAACACAUUCGGGUUCGUGAUUGUUACGUUAUUUAUGAGGGAACAUAAUCGAUUGUGCGAUCAAUUUGCGAGCGAGCAUAUAGGGUGGGAUGACGAGACCUUGUAUCAAGAGGCCCGGAGAUGGGUCAUUGCUUUCAUGCAACGCAUCACUUACUACGAAUAUUUGCCGGCUCUUACGUCUCGCGUACUACCUACAUACACUGGCUUCAACGCUAGCACGAAUCCGCAAGUGACCAUCUUCAAUUCCGCAUGCAUUUUACGAUACGGACAUAGCGAAAUGAAUGAUGCAAUCGAACGGCUGGAUGAGCGAUACGUUCCUCACCCACGGGGUCCGAUCUUGGUUCGGGAUGCCCCUUUUGAUCCCGAUAAGGUGCUGGAUGCUGGAAUUGAACCUGUCUUGAGAGGACUUGUGUCUCAAGUGCAGAAUCAAGUGGAUUGGGAAGUCACUGGCGAUUUACGGAACUGGAUGUUUGGGCACCCAGCGGGAAUGCCGGGUGUUGAUAUGAUUGCGCUGGAUAUUCAAAGGAACCGCGAUUUUGGCAUCCCACCUUACAAUGAUGUGCGAGAGUCCUAUGGCUUGUCACGCGCGAAAUCCUUCCAAGAGAUUUCGUCCAAUCCUCGAAUUGCGGCAACGUUGGCAAACAUGUACGGGUCGGUCGAUAGAGUUGAGGCCUGUAUCGGUGCGCUGGCAGAGGAUGAAUGGCCCGGCUGCAAUAUGGGUCAGCUGCUUCAUGAAGGCCUUCGGGAACAGCUGACUAGAAUACGCAACGGCGACAAAUUCUGGUACCAAAAUGAGCAGUUCGCACCCGAGGACCUCAAGAUCAUCGAGUCAACAUUGUUGAGGGACAUCAUCGCCCGGAAUACAUUGUGGAAAGAUCCGCCAAUAAACGUGUUUUUCUCUCUGGGGGCACAGAUGAGCCGAAGAAAUCUAGUCGAGGCUGAGCAUGCGCUAGCAAAAAAUGAAGAGUUCCUUGAAGACUUUCCAAAAAUUUCUGGAAAAGAGCAGGCAAUGCAUUUAGGACCGGCGUUCAAAAUGUACUGGAGUGUCAACGUGAGGAAGGGAGAGGCAGAGUUUGUUGUUGUUGGACGUAAUGAGGGUUGGAUUGGCGUAGGAUUUGAACCUGAUGAUUCAGGUAUGACCAACGCAGACAUGGUCCUCGGCUACGCACUCGAAAACGGUACUACCUAUAUUCGUGGCGCCCGCUCGGUGGCAAACGAGCCCCCAAUUCCCUAUCCAACUGAUAACCCUGGAAUCACGAACGCAAGCGCGGCACGCAUCCAUGGAUUCACAGUUUUGAAAUUCACUAGACCAUUAGCUGCCCGUCCUCCAUUCAACAAAACCUUGCCAAUUGCAAGACCUGCGAAAGUGGUAUAUGCAAUGAAUCCAAUGUAUGUCGAACCCUUAUAUCACGGGCCUGAAAGAGGAUUGGCAAAUGUGGACUUGGUGCCUGCUUAUGUGAACUACCGUCCUGUAACCUUCAAUAGCGCUAUCGGGAUUGUUUUCACCGUCAUUGGGACAAUUCUGCUCUCGAUAACACUAGCAACCAUAUACGUGGUCAUUACUCGUCGAAUGGACCCUAUCGUCCGCAGAUCAAGUCCACCCUUUCUUCUCAUCAUCCUGGUCGGCGUGGCUUUGGGGUACGUGUGCAUAUUCGUCUGGACGAUCCCAAGGAGUGAUGCCGCGUGCAAAGCAAGGAUGUGGUUGGUAGGAUUGGCUUAUAUCUUGAUGUUUGGCUUUGCAACUGUAAAAAACUACCGUAUAUACUUGGUGUUUCGGGGAGCAAGUGGAUCCAAUUUGAGUACUCGCGCCGUUCUUUUGGGAAGUAUCCCAUUGCUGGCCAUUGAAGUGAUCCUCCUUACGAUAUGGACAUUUGCCGACGCACCAUACCUUCGUGUAACCAGCGAUAUGGUAGAUUGUUGGUAUGGUCGUGUGAUGCCAGCAAUUGUGCUGGCAUACAAUCUGCUUAUUUUAUUGUGCGGCCUAUACAUUGCCGUGUGCGUCCGUCAUGCAUAUACCGACUAUCGGGAUUCAUUUGCGAUUGCAUUUUCGACGUACAAUUUUGUGAUGUGCAUUAUCAUUCUUGUACCCGUAUCGGUCUCAGGUCGCACCGCUGUCGAGCGAUAUGUUCUCGAAUGCAUAGCAAUCCUCUUGGUAACAACAGGGGUCCUAGCGUUUUUCUUUGGUGGCAAGUUAUGGACAAUCUAUGUCAUCAAUCGUGGUAGCAUCCGUCUUUCUUCGUCAUUCGUCCCAGAACACGAGUACCGAGGAUCUCGACAUUGGGCUUGGUCGUUCGGGAGCGCUUGGAGGCAUACCCUAAGGGUGCGGAACCCGGAGGAACAGAGAGUGGAGGUGACAACACCUGCGAAUCAAGAACCAAAACCUGGAGAGGGGGAGGCUGUUGCCUCGAACAGUGUCAUCUCGUCCCCAACGAUCGGCCAAGCAUUGAUGGAGAGGCUUUUCAUCGUUAACCGGUCAACAGAAACCCAAUCCAAACCGACCACAGAAACAGAAGGCGUCAUAUGAUGAUGAAUAUUGGUAGUAUUUUCGUCCUUUGAUAAGGAGCUGUAGGGUGCAAGGCAACAACAUGGCCUAUUCGCAUGUAAAUUAAUAGCUUAAACCUUGGGAAUGGAAAAAGAUUUUGCUGCAAAACCCUG
This is a messenger RNA of Spizellomyces punctatus DAOM BR117, 3577 nucleotides long. RefSeq lists its product as uncharacterized. Gene Ontology annotation, cellular component: membrane. Gene Ontology annotation, molecular function: G protein-coupled receptor activity; heme binding; peroxidase activity. The coding region runs from base 174 to 3446 and encodes 1090 amino acids. Gene Ontology annotation, biological process: G protein-coupled receptor signaling pathway; response to oxidative stress. The transcript has 13 exons. The record is from RefSeq and is a predicted model, not a curated record. NCBI's taxonomy places the organism in Eukaryota, Fungi, Chytridiomycota, Chytridiomycetes, Spizellomycetales, Spizellomycetaceae.